AUGCCUUUUACUCUUCGAUGCGACUGCAAGUCAUCCCGACAAUGCCAUUUGCACAACCAUGUUUGCUUCUACUUUCCCGAUUCUUCUCCGUACUGUGCCGCCCUUGCCCUCUUCAUGGCCAUUUUUACAUUUCGCAGGUGUUUUAGUUAUAUUUCACGACGUUCUGCGAUGCGCCGUUUUACAGCGCGCCUCCAGCUGCUCACGUUUGAGACACUUGUUUGCGGGACUCAUGGCGUGUUGCCGCCUCCGACACGUCUCGCUGCGGCAUGUGCGCGCGCCAAGGAGGAGUUUGCAUCGCAGUGCAGCACGAGCGCGCCGCCGCCAACGAUGCUGACAACGGCUGUUGUGGCUACCCACCUGCUGAACAACAACCUCAGAGACGCCGCGGCAGUGCUUGUAUCGCAUCCCUGUCAGCAGCAGGUUCUGGAGGGAGUACGGGACUAUGUGAGGCAACAUCCUGGCGUGUUUUCGGUGUCUACGCUGACCGGCAUGGUAGAGGAGGCACGUUGUGUGAGUGAGGGCGCUGUGGCUACCUUUCUGCGCGCAGCCGUCGAUGAGUUUCUUCACGGCUCAUCCGCUGCAUCUAGAGAGGGCGACGAGGCGGCUGCGUGGGAUGUGCAGCGCGAGAACUUGCGCUCCCUCGUGCUGCGGCACAUUCGCUUUUACCCUGUCUGUGUAUCCUUUCUUCUGGGCUCCCUCUGCGCAGUAAGCCGAGGAUGCGCAGGGGACCGCGAAGAUGUCAUCGAGGUAAUGCAACUCGCCAUGCGCGAGCGCUCGAUGAAUCCGCGGGACUUCGGUGGUGUUCUGGAUGUCGUGUGGAAAUCAAGAGAGCCGCGGCGCGUCGCGAUGAUGUGGGGGUGGAUGCAGCACACAUCUGCCUGCUGGGACGUUCGCGCGGCCUCGAUUGCCAUCAUGGCGUUUUCGGAGCUUCAUCAAAUGGACGAGGCGGUAGCGUGCAUGCAGAAGCUUGCGGAGGCGGACUGUGACCCGACGAUCGACGCUCAGGUCGCCUUUGUAAGGUUCCUGGGGGCGCGAACACCAUCCCUGCUUCAGUAUGCAGCUCAGUUGAUGCUUCACUGGCACCCCUCAGGCGAGCGGCUGUGGCGCGGAGAGGCGCAGGCCGUCGGAAUGGAGCUGGUGAAAAUCUGCUGCGCGUGCGGCGAGCGUAAAUUGGCUGUGGAGAUGCUCGAACAGAUGGUGGCGACGAAUGCAGGUGUGCCAGCAGAGCUAGAGGCGUUUAUGCUGCGGCCCGGUGCCGCUGCCCUCGGUGAGCAUCACAGUGCAUCGGUGGCUACGAGCAAGACGCUGCAGGAAUUGUUCAUUGACGUUCCGUUGCGCCUGCCCAACCUGGGAGAGCAACCAGGACUUGUCGGGCUUCUGCUUUCACUAGGCAUGGCCACCAACCGCCUUCCAGAAGUGUACGAUGCGCUGGAGAAGGCGUCGUUGACACCUGCCAACUUUCAAGGCGCGCUUGGCUGCUUUACGACAGGAAGUGUUGUGAAGGCGGCGAGUCCUGUCGCCGUGCUCGCCUGCGUGCGCGAGGCUGGUGCGCGAACGGGACAUAAAAUUCCUGAGGAGAUGGAGUCGUGGCUGCAGCUAGCGACAGAAAUGUAG
This is a messenger RNA of Leishmania mexicana MHOM/GT/2001/U1103, 1614 nucleotides long. RefSeq lists its product as hypothetical. Bases 1 to 1614 code for a protein of 537 amino acids. The record is from RefSeq and is a predicted model, not a curated record. The transcript has a single exon. NCBI's taxonomy places the organism in Eukaryota, Euglenozoa, Kinetoplastea, Trypanosomatida, Trypanosomatidae. Gene Ontology annotation, molecular function: protein binding.